AUGCCUGAUCCAGGCGGCCCUGUGGCUAGCAAAUCAGAGCAGGAGAGUAACCAACUGAGGGCAGAGAAGAUCAGCACAUCUGGAUCCCCCAAAAGCUGGCACGUUUCUGAGGCUGGUGGAACUUCAGGAGAAACUAGAGUGUUGGGAAGCCCCGGUGGAUUCCAGCAAACUGCUCCAGGGGACCAGGAAACCACCACCCAAGCUGAGCCAAGGGAAGAACAAAGUAAUUCGACAAAAGCUACCCAGGGAUUUGCAUGGGAAGCAACCUGUCCGCUUGCUGAGACGCGCUGCUCCUAUGAGCCUCCGAGCCAGAAAACAGGGAGCAGCAACGAGAUGGCCGAAGAGGAACCCGAGGAAGCGAUGGAUAUGGAACUUUUUGUGGACACCCUCCGCAACAUGGAGCCUCCUGAACUCCGGAAGCCCUUGAAGCUCCCUCCCAGGCUGCCACAUCUCUACACACUGGCAAAGCCUGCACCUCUGCCGCCUAUCCACGAGCACCUGAUUACCCCCAAGUCAAGGACGCCUCUUCCAGAAGCUCUCGGGGAGCUGAAGGCUCCGGAAGACAAGCCUUAUUCCCGCUUGGACAACAGUCUCCUCUAUAGCAAGUUCAUCUCUUCUGAGAAAUCCCUGCUCAAAACCCAGGGGAAGGGGAAAGAAGGCAGGUGCUCACCCUCACUGCUGGUCCCAGCUGCCCUAAAAGUCAACAAAGAGUGCCAGAGAUCUCCACAUGGGCUUCCGGCUGAGACAUAUGAAGAGCUGAGCUCCAAGCUGUCGCUGUCUGUGCUCCAAGCAGAGAAUUCCUCGAGGGUGCCAGGUGCAGAGGGUGGCUCCAGCCAGGUUCCUCAUCAGUCCAGAGAAGCAGUGUCUCUUUCUCAAUCAUCAUCCAUCCCAGAGGCUCAGCACGAGGAAAAGAGAUUUCCGAAGAUUAAUGUACGACCUGGAAAGAUCAUUCUGUACUCUGAGUCAGGCUUUGGGGGUCAGAAAAGAGACAUCUGGGGCGAUAUCACCGAUGCCACAUCCUGGGAGCUCUCCCACACCAUCUCCAUCCGAGUGGUCCGAGGAGGCUGGGUGAUGUAUGAGAAGCCCAGGUUCCAUGGGCGGAAGUGUGUUCUGGCAGAAGGAGAUGUGGAAAUCACCAACCCUUGGAAAAUAUACCACAAAGAAGGGGCAGCAGCUGAGAAUACACCGUUCCAUAUUGGUUCCCUCAAGAGGGUUGUGAGGGACUACAGGACCCCUGAGAUCACUUUGUUUACCGAGGAGAAUGGAGAAGGCACAAAACGGAGGUUCACAGAUUCCGCAGAGGACACAAGGACUCACAGCCAACCGUUGAAGGCGGCUUCUAUCAUUGUGCACUCUGGCCUGUGGCUUGUUUACUCGAAACCAUUCUUCGACGAUGACCCUUACGUCUUGGAACCUGGCGGGUAUCCCAGUUUGCAAGCCUGGGGUGCAAAGGACCCCGCUAUCUGCUCCAUGCACCCAAUUAAGCUGGGCUGUCCUGUAGUAGAAAAACCAGGGGAGCCCAAGGCUCUAAUUUAUGAGAAGCCAAAUUUCCAAGGGCAUAGCUGGGAAGUCAGCCGAGAUAUUUAUGACCUGAAGAAACCAGAAAACAACCAAGAUUCCAAGAUGCCCACUGUGGGCUCUCUGAAAAUUGUGGGAGGCUGCUGGGUUGGUUACGAGAAGGAAGGCUUCCGCGGCCACCAGUAUCUUCUGGAGGAGGGCCAAUACCAUGACUGGACACAAUGGGGCGGCUACAAUGAACAGCUGGUAUCACUUCGGCUCAUCCGGACGGACUUCUUGGACCCGGCCCUUGUGCUGUUCGAGGCCAUGGACUUUGAAGAUGGCCUAAGUGUUGAGUUCACUGAAGCGUUGCCUGAUGUUGAGCUGGCCAAUUACGGGACCACAACGCAGUCCAUCCACGUCCUUAGCGGAGUGUGGGUUGCCUAUGAAGAUAAGAAUUUCACAGGGGAGCAGUAUAUUCUGGAGAAAGGCGUGUACCGCAACUGUGAAGACUGGGGCGCUAGCAACUGCCGGAUCUCCUCCGUGCAGCCUAUCUUACAGGUUGGAGAACACAGUCUUCAUUUUAUUUCUAAGAUCCAGCUCUUCUCAGAAUCAGAGUUCUUGGGGGACCAAAUCUCCUUCACAGAGGACCAAGCUUCUCUCCCAGAUAACUUCAUCCCGGGUUCCUGCAGGGUCCAUGGAGGCAGCUGGAUUCUGUAUGAUGGCCCCCGCUAUGAUGGAGAUCAGCAUGUUCUCUCUGAAGGCGAGUAUCCAACGCUGACCUCAAUGGGUUGCCUCUUCACCACAGCCAUCCACUCACUGAAGAAAGUCCCCAUUUUCUUCUCUGAGCCCUCCAUAUUUCUACAUGGACUGGAGUGUUUCGAAGGGAAGGAGAUUGAGCUGAACAGUGAAGUGCGCAGCUUGCAGGCUGAGGGAUUCAACAACCAUGUGCUCUCCGUGCGGGUAAAGGGCGGAAUAUGGGUGCUGUGUGAACACAGCGACUUCCGGGGCCACCAGUGGCUGCUGGACUGCAUGGAGAUCACCAACUGGCUGACAUACAGUGGACUCCAGCACAUCGGCUCUCUUUAUCCCAUCAAGCAGAGGCGGAUCUACUUCCAAAUAAAAAACCAAGAGUUAAAGUCCUUCCUGUCUGUCCCGGAUGACGCAGAAGACAUGAAAGCAGGGCGUGUGCUGGUCUCGGAGCUCAAUGACAAGAUCAGCUCCAACUGGUACUAUGAGGAGGGCCUCAUGAAGAACCAGGUUGCUCCCAACAUGAGCCUGCAGGUGAUUGGUCCUGCUGGGAAAGGUGCCAAAGUAGUGUUAUGGUCCGAGAGCCGUGUGCCUCGGCAGACCUGGCGAGUCGAUUCUUUUGGAAGGAUCUGCAGCCAGAUGUUUGAGGACAAGGUCCUAGAUGUGAAAGGAGGCAGAACCUAUGACCGGGACCAUGCCAUCCUCUGGGAUUCGACUGAGGAAAGACCCACACAGAUUUGGGAUAUUCAGGUGCUCUGA
This is a messenger RNA of Hemicordylus capensis (graceful crag lizard), 3006 nucleotides long. RefSeq names its product crystallin beta-gamma domain containing 2 (gene CRYBG2). Lineage: Eukaryota; Metazoa; Chordata; Lepidosauria; Squamata; Cordylidae. The coding region runs from base 1 to 3006 and encodes 1001 amino acids. The record is from RefSeq and is a predicted model, not a curated record. The transcript is spliced from 20 exons.